Messenger RNA from Hyalella azteca, 4221 nucleotides. RefSeq lists its product as uncharacterized. Bases 14 to 2314 code for a protein of 766 amino acids. NCBI's taxonomy places the organism in Eukaryota, Metazoa, Arthropoda, Malacostraca, Amphipoda, Hyalellidae. The transcript has 4 exons. The record is from RefSeq and is a predicted model, not a curated record.
CCGGCACCCCGCGAUGGACGUGGUGAUCGUGACGGAUGAGGUGAACCAUUGCGUGGUGCAGUCUCUCUGCCGUCACCACCCACGGGUUGGAGUGUUGUCGUACCCUGACUUCCUACGGGACCCCGCCGGUCGAAUGGCAGCCGUGAAGCAACUGCAGCUGACAUGGAAUUCGUUCCCUGUCACCGAAACUGAAGUUAAUAAUUCAUAUUCUUCAAAGACUGACGUUAAUAAUCCUUCGUCACAUAGCGCAGUACUUGAAUCUGUUAAUGGAUCAGAUAGAAUGAAGGAUUUGAACAAUCAAACAUCGUCUGAACCUCCCACCAAUGGUACUAACGGUAGCUCUGAGCCACUAGCCAAGGCGAAAACAGAUGAAUCCAGUGAUGACGGUAGCUCUGAGCCAUUAGCCGAGGCGAAAACAGAUAAAUCCAGUGAUGACGGUAGCUCUGAGCCAUUAGCCGAGGCGAAAACAGAUAAAUCCGCUGAUGACGGUAGCUGUGAGCCAUUAGCCGAGGCGAAAACAGAUAAAUCCGCUGAUGACGCUGGCAACUCAUCCAUUGCCACUAGUGGCAUGCCAAGCAUCGCGUGUAUCAGCACCACAAAUCCAUCAAUGGAAUGUGAUAAUAUCAACGAGCCUGUUGCACAUUGUGUUCCUGGUUGCGUUUCUCCGGUAAAUGAAUUAAGCCAGCAAGAAGACUCGAGUGUUACGAGGUUUGUUGAUGAUAAGAAAAGAACGCAAGCAACAUCUUGUGCCACUGAUGACUCGAGGGCUGGAGCUGCCUAUGACUCAUUCAAUGGUCCAUCGAAGGAAAUUGCACUUGAAGAUGAUAUUGUUAUGGAGGAUAACGAGCAACCUGGAAACUGUGAAAAACUUGAUUGCGAUAGCAGGAUUGAGUGUAAUAGUGAGAAAAUGUCGCAGCCUGAGCGGAACGUUUUAUGGCUAAUCGUGACAGGCAUAGAUCUUCUCAUCGCAUCGGACGUGGCUGAAGAGUUUGCUGAUAUAGACGAGAUCAUGAGCCACGUGUACGACACUCACGCGUACCUCCGCCUGCAUGUGCCCCCCAGCGACGUGGUGCUGACCACGCCUGUCCUGCCCCUCACCAUCCUGCAGGAUACUUUACCCCGCCAACUCAUUUCUCAUCUCAUGAACGGCUCCAAUGCCAUCACUGCUCCUCCUAAGAAAUUCGACAAGAUUGUUCAGCUAUAUAAGCUUCUUUUCUGUCGCUCUCUUGCCCUGCACGCUGCUAACGCUGCGCACGAAAACCUCUUCAGGAUCGCUAAAGGUGCUCUUGGUGCUGAUGUCGCCAGGAUACUGACGCCUGAUCUCUUGGAAAUAAAGGAUUCUCAGACUGAUGUAGAUGCUGUGGCGUGCGCGACUGGCGUCUCGGCACAUUAUUUCACGUAUACGUCUUGGCAUGUAGCUGUCGAAAAUGUGAUCGUGAACGCGAUUUACGGUUCGCCGUGUCCAUUCCUGAGUCGGAGUCCUGCUGCUGUGGCCGCUGCUGCUGAUCAGGCUGCAGAUAUUGAUGCUAUGGAGCACACGUCUCGUCUCUGUCAAAUCUCAGUCGUUGGUGAACUCAAAUUCGAACGCUCCUCUUCUACUGCUUUUAAGAAAGUCAGCCUCCACAAACGAUGGUUGCAGUUUGACGCAAGUGAUCGGGCAUUUAUUCUUCAGUUGGCCGAGAAAACGUCUGGAAACAAUCCUAUGACUUGGUGCCUCACGGCUCCGUUUCCUAAGCUUGUAAUGCAGCAUUUCCCCAACCCGUCGUGCGUGGUCAACCGCUGCAAAAAGGGUCUUAGGCUGUGGCAAUUUCAGGCACCUAAGAGUGACCUCUUGCAAGCGCAGCUGAAAAUGAGAAGCUUCCUUACUGAACUGCAGUGCAAGCUACCCGAUGGGAACUUCGCCAAUGUUUUUCCUGCAUACCCAUGCAGUUUUGUUGUCGUUAACGAUAAAACUGAUAAAGACACUCAUUCAGCUAUUCACCGACUACACCGCUCAUCGUGUAACACGUUUUUCACGCGCGAAAGUGAGGAUGGAAUACGGGCCAUGUUCGAUGGUCUUGCCACUGCAUGGCGGAGUAUUUUCUCCACAAAUAAACUUGGCCACACAUUGGACUCAGCAUGCGAAGGUUUGGCUAGCGUGUCUGUGUAUCAACUCGAUCAGAACGCUUCUAUUAUGCACCGCAACUCUAAGGCACAAGUGGACAGUUGGCUGAAGGCAGUAACCGCUUACUUAGCUGACUAUCACCAUGAAAUUUCUGUGCAACUGACGAAACCUGCCGAGGCAUCGACGGACGACCUCAUCGUGCUGGAGUGACAGACUAUCUGUUAGGAAAAUUCUGCAUUGUACUUGGCCUGCAGCUUAAAUUCGGGUCUUAAGUUAUGCGCCACUCCGAUCUUGGCUGAUCAUUGAAGUGAUUGUCUAUGUAAAUAUGUAAAUUUAUGCCCGUGUCUCUGUGUUUUUCAGAGAUGUUUUCGUAAUUCAGGCUGCCGAGCAAUGAUCUGCCGGAGAAAUAUGGCAGCCAUAGUUCGACCAAAGCUACCGCACCGAGUAGCUGGGCCAUUAAGAACUGCUAAACCAAUCCUAUAUACUUCUUAGUGAUUAUUUUGUAUCAAUCCAAACUUUGGUUGACAUUCGGGCCUCAAUUAUUAGGGAAUAAAAUUCAAAAUGUCCGGUGCAUAGGACAUUCCUUGCUAUUUCUCUAUUAAUAUUCUCCUAUUUUAUUUAUUUUCCAGUGGAUGAAUGCUUGUUAACGUAUGACCAUCCUAUUUAUUAACUUAUGGGUAAAAAUAUUACGAAUUAUUAAAUUAUUGGUUAAAGAUGCUGUGUUCCCAGUAUUUUUUCACCUGAAAUUCUAUUUUACAUUGAAAAUCUCGGCAUGUAUUUCAAUGAAUUAGAAGAUUUUGCGUACGGGACUAAAUUUGAGCAUUAUUUAAUGUUAGUGCACUAGGCCUCACGACAGAGAUGAGAUCGCACGGCGAAUUUUUUUUCUAUAUUAGUAUGCGCGGCGAGGGCGACCCUGAGUAGGCGAUAAUGUGCUGUUCAUGUGCGAUGAAAAGUUUGAGCGUUCAGCCUCGUUUUUAGUUGAAUGAAGCCCUAGGUUAUGAGUUGAAGCAGCGCUGUUCAAAGGGGUUUGUAAUGAAUUUUUCUCGUGGAUGUUAAUUCGCUUAGUGAGUUGAAACUCUCCGAAGAGUGUUGAGUAAUUGAUAAUCAUUCGUUGAAUGAUGAAUUAUUGGCAGUUUCCCGAUUUCAGACAUGAAGUACCGGAAUCAUUACUUUUUUCGUCACUUUGAAUAUCUCGUUUUCAAGAUUUUCUUCCAAUCGUGCCCUAUUGAAUUUCAGCCUUCCGGUUUUGCAACAUCUUUUUUCUUGGUUACAAUUGGCCGUUUAUUUUACAGGACCGAAAUGUGUUUGAAUUACCAGACCCCAGGCGGCCAGUCUCGGUUAUUUUGAGUUGAAUCAGAUUUCAUGUCUGAAUGUUGGACUGGAGUUUCGUUGCGAGAUUCGAUACCUUAUACAAUGCAUGCUUGGAUCUAUAUUUAAUACUAGUCUCGGUCUAUAUUUUCGUGUGAAUUAAAUAAAUGGAAUUUGCUUGGGAUUACCAGCUGAUAAUGACACACAAAUACUUUACGAUUAAAGAGUUUCAUAAUACAGCCACCACUGUACUCUACCCGCUGAACUCGUGUCUCGUCAUAUAAAUGAGAACCACACAACAUGUCCCGAUGUUUCAAUCCACUUAUACACGCACUAUGUCAUAACAUUCUUGAGGUAAAUUCAUUUCUUACUAAAUCGACAUGAUGCAAUUUGAUUUCCUAUUUGUUGUUGGCGCAAAAAUAGCUUGGCUGGCAAAAUCUUUUAUUAUUUAGGCAGCGAUUCUCAUCAUGGAAGUCUCGUAUUACGUUUUUUUUUAAGUUUAGUUGGUUCAGUGAAAUUAAUUCUGCCUCAACGACUAACAUUUGAGUUGCCUGAUUUGAGUGCACAUUUCAAGUGAAGUUCCCAUCUGCGCAGUGAAUGCUGAAGACUGCCCUGUUCUUUAAGAAGCACGCAAAACUAGCAAUGCAUGGGUCAUGUGGUGCACUCUUCUUUUUCUAAGAAUGCUAGGUUUUUCACUAAGUACUGAUGUGUGAUUGGGGUAAUUACAGAUUUUUAUAUCUGGAUGUGAGCAUAAACAAAACAAAAAGAAUCGUAAGGGUAGGAAUGACGAUUGAAAUCUAUAAAUAUAC